Molecule: messenger RNA, 1401 nt
Organism: Tripterygium wilfordii
Lineage: Eukaryota; Viridiplantae; Streptophyta; Magnoliopsida; Celastrales; Celastraceae
Product: probable aldo-keto reductase 2
Exons: 5
Coding region: 127-1161 (344 amino acids)
Cellular component (GO): cytoplasm
Source: RefSeq, a predicted model, not a curated record
AAAAUGUUGAUCGGACGUCUACACUCCCCUCUCCUAUAUAAGACACAAGCUUCCAUUCCUCUCGUCCCUCUCACUGAGUAUUGAUUGCACAACUACAGAGUCGGAUUACUUGAAAGUGAAGAAGGAAUGGCAGAAGCCGUCGUGAAGAGGAUAAAGCUGGGCUCACAAGGCCUGGAGGUAUCUGCGCAGGGACUAGGCUGUAUGGGCAUGUCCGCCGCCUAUGGCCCUUCUAAUCCCGAACCCGACAUGAUCGCUCUCAUCCACCACGCGAUUGACUCCGGCGUCACCUUCCUCGACACCUCCGACCUCUACGGUCCCCAUACCAACGAGAUCCUCCUCGGCAAGGCCUUGAAGGGAGGGGUGCGGAAGAAAGUAGAAUUGGCAACAAAGUUCGGCCUUCUGGUAGUGGACGGAAAGAUGUCAGUACGUGGUGAUCCGGAGUAUGUAAGGGCAUGUUGCGAGGGGAGCUUGAAGCGACUCGAUGUUGAUUGCAUUGAUCUUUAUUAUCAGCACCGGAUUGACACCACUGUUCCCGUUGAAGUCACGAUGGGUGAACUGAAAAAACUAGUUGAAGAGGGUAAGAUAAAAUAUAUAGGUCUCUCUGAGGCAUCUGCUUCAACGAUCCGAAGGGCCCAUGCUGUUCAUCCAAUUACAGCUUUGCAGUUGGAGUGGUCCUUGUGGGCAAGAGAUGUGGAGAAAGAAAUCGUUCCGACCUGUAGGGAACUUGGCAUUGGGAUUGUUGCCUAUAGUCCACUAGGUCGAGGAUUUCUUUCUUUGGGGCCGAAGGUGAUUGAGACCUCUUCGAAGGAUGACUUUCGACAGAUACUACCUAGGUUUCAACCUGAAAAUCUGGAACAUAACAAAAAUCUUUUUGAGCGUGUUGCUGAAAUGGCAGCAAGAAAAGGAUGCACCCCAUCUCAGCUAGCACUGGCAUGGCUCCAUCACCAAGGAGAAGACGUUUGUCCCAUUCCUGGAACCACUAAGAUUGAGAAUUUCAACCAGAACAUUGGAGCUUUAUUUGUGAAACUAACUCCAGAAGAUAUGUCUGAACUUGAAUCUAUUGCUACAGCUGAUGCUGUGAAGGGCGACAGAUAUGGAGGAUCGGUAACUACAUACGAAAACUCUGAAACUCCACCACUGUCUUCGUGGAAAGCUGUAUAAAUGUGUCUUUGGUUGUGGCUUUGCUGUACCUGCUUUUCGUGUGCUAUUGUCAAUUUUGUAUCUUCGGAUACUUGAAAGUUCUGUGGUGUUAUAUAUAUAUAUAUAGUUGCUGUAAUGCUGGUGAAUAUGAUUUUGUUGUCUAGAAAAGCAAAUGAUUUCAUGCUUAUUGAGUAAUGAAUGUAAUCUUUCUGUUUGUUUUGAAUAAGAGACUAUUAUAUAUCCUAUUGUCUAUUCUCCUGA